This is a messenger RNA of Oncorhynchus tshawytscha (Chinook salmon), 1013 nucleotides long. Its product is annotated as odorant receptor 131-2-like. The transcript has a single exon. Gene Ontology annotation, cellular component: membrane. Gene Ontology annotation, molecular function: G protein-coupled receptor activity. The coding region runs from base 1 to 996 and encodes 331 amino acids. NCBI's taxonomy places the organism in Eukaryota, Metazoa, Chordata, Actinopteri, Salmoniformes, Salmonidae. The record is from RefSeq and is a predicted model, not a curated record. Gene Ontology annotation, biological process: G protein-coupled receptor signaling pathway.
AUGAAUUUCUCAGUCGAUGGCAACGUCACACACGUCUCUCUCAACGUCAGAGACACGUUUGUCACGGCUUUGACAAAGAACAUUAUUGUGGUGGCACUGUGGAUCUCCAUCAACUACAUCAAUGGCACAUUUGUCCACACCUUCUUGAAACACGAGACCUUCAAUGUCAACCCUCGCUACAUCCUCUUCAUCCACCUGGUGAUCAAUGACAUGAUCCAAUUGACCAUUGCUGUCUUCCUGCAUGUCAUAAGCUACAUCCUGUUCACAAUCAAUGUGUAUUUUUGCUGCUUUCUUUUGAUGAUCGCCAUUUUUACCACUCUGAAUACUCCUGUGAACCUGGCUACCAUGGCCUUAGAGCGCUAUAUAGCUAUAUGUAUACCGCUGCGCCAUUCGCAGAUAUGUACAGUGCGCAGGACCUACAUUCUCAUUGGCAUCAUUUGGAUCAUGGCCGCCAUUCCAAUUUUGCCUGACCUUUUCAUUCUCUUGGCCACAGAACCACUUCAGUUCUUCCACUCCAAAAUAUUCUGUAGCCGAGACUCACUUUUCCGCAACCCGUACCUGAUAGAGAAGAAAAACAUUUCCCACGCUGUGUAUCUGACUGUUGUUUGGUUCAUUAUUUUCUAUACGUAUUUCAGGAUCAUGUUCACUGCCAAGGCAGCUAAUGCGGAUGCCAGGAAGGCUCGCAACACCAUCUUGCUUCAUGCUGUACAGUUGUUAAUGUGCAUGUUCACCUACAUAGGCCCUUUGAUUGACAGCCUGAUGCUAUAUAUAUUUUCCACACAUGCGCUGGAGAUCCGGUUUACUAGCUAUGUAAUUGUUCAUAUUUUGCCCAGGCUUAUUAGUCCAAUAGUUUAUGGGCUUAGAGAUCAGACCUUUUGUAAGUAUCUGAAGAGGUACCUGAUGUGUCGGGUGAAUGAGCAUUUAUCCUCAAAAUGUGUCCCUUUCAAACACCACCAGCCAAGGGAAAAGGUCUUUAUAGAUCACAUAGCAGGAUAAUUCUUCUCCAUGUGUAU